Castor canadensis (American beaver) is the source of this 3761-nucleotide messenger RNA. NCBI's taxonomy places the organism in Eukaryota, Metazoa, Chordata, Mammalia, Rodentia, Castoridae. The record is from RefSeq and is a predicted model, not a curated record.
GGCCUCUUCCCUUUCUCAGAAUCCAGAGCUGCUGUUGGCCCAGUGUACCCAGGGGGAGAUGAUUCCUCAUGAAGAGCCUGGAUCCCCUACAGAAAUCAAAUGUGACUCUCCAUUUAUCAGACUAAAAUCAGAGCCAGACAGACAGUGAAACAGCCACCGUGGAGGGGGGACGGCGAAAAAUGAAAUCCAACCAAGAGCGGAGCAACGAAUGCCUGCCUCCCAAGAAGCGCGAGAUCCCCGCCACCAGCCGGCCCUCGGAGGAGAAGGCCACCACCCUACCCAGUGACAACCACCGCGCAGAGGGCGUGGCAUGGCUCCCCAGCAAUCCUGGUGGCCGGGGCCAUGGGGGUGGGCGGCACGGGCCGGUGGGGACUUCGGCAGAGCUUGGUUUGCAACAGGGAAUAGGUUUACACAAAGCAUUGUCCACGGGGCUGGACUACUCCCCGCCCAGCGCUCCUAGGUCAGUUCCUGCGGCGGCCACCACGCUGCCCACAGCGUACCCUCCCCCACAGUCAGGGACCCCGGUGUCUCCGGUGCAGUACGCUCACCUGCCGCACACCUUCCAGUUCAUUGGGUCCUCCCAGUACAGCGGGCCCUACGCUGGCUUCAUCCCUUCACAGCUGAUCUCCCCAUCGGCCAACCCUGUCACCAGUGCAGUGGCCUCUGCUGCGGGGGCUACCACUCCAUCCCAGCGUUCCCAGCUGGAGGCCUAUUCCACUCUGCUGGCCAACAUGGGCAGUCUGAGCCAGGCACCGGGACACAAAGUUGAGUCUCAGCAGCAACAGCAGCACCUCGGCAGGGCUCCCGGACUUGUCACCCCGGGGUCCCCCCCACCCACGCAGCAGAACCAGUAUGUCCACAUUUCCAGUUCUCCACAGAGCAGCGGGCGCGCGGCCUCUCCUCCGGCCAUCCCCGUGCACCUCCACCCCCAUCAGACAAUGAUCCCACACACGCUCACCCUGGGACCCUCCUCCCAGGUGGUCGUGCAGUACUCCGAUUCCGGUAGCCACUUCGUCCCUCGGGAGUCCACCAAGAAAGUCGAGAGCAGCAGGUUGCAACAGGCCAUGCAGGCCAAGGAGGUCCUGAAUGGUGAGAUGGAGAAGAGUAGGAGGUACGGGGCUCCAUCCUCCACGGACUUGGGCCUGGGCAAGCCAGGCAGCAAAUCAGUCCCUCACCCUUAUGAGUCCAGGCACGUGGUGGUCCACCCGAGUCCUGCGGACUACAGCAGCCGAGAUCCCUCGGGGGUCCGGGCCUCUGUGAUGGUCCUGCCCAACAGCAGCACGCCUGCAUCCGACCUGGAGGUUCAGCAGGCCACUCAUCGGGAGGCGUCCCCCUCCACCCUCAACGACAAGAGCGGGCUGCAUUUAGGGAAGCCCGGCCACCGGUCCUAUGCGCUGUCCCCCCACACGGUCAUUCAGACUACACACAGUGCUUCAGAGCCUCUCCCAGUUGGACUGCCAGCCACGGCCUUCUAUGCGGGGGCUCAACCCCCUGUCAUCGGCUACCUGAGCGGCCAGCAGCAAGCGAUCACUUACGCAGGCAGCCUGCCCCAGCACCUGGUGAUCCCUGGCACCCAGCCCCUGCUCAUCCCAGUGGGCAGCCCUGACAUGGACACCCCGGGGGCAGCCUCUGCCAUCGUCACGUCCUCACCCCAGUUUGCUGCAGUGCCUCACACGUUUGUCACUACCGCCCUGCCCAAGAGUGAGAACUUCAACCCCGAGGCUCUGGUCACCCAGGCCGCCUACCCAGCCAUGGUGCAGGCCCAGAUUCACCUGCCAGUGGUGCAGUCGGUGGCCUCCCCCGCAGCCCCGCCCACACUGCCGCCCUACUUCAUGAAAGGCUCCAUCAUCCAGCUGGCCAAUGGGGAGCUGAAGAAGGUGGAGGAUUUAAAGACAGAAGACUUCAUCCAGAGUGCGGAGAUAAGCAACGACCUGAAGAUAGACUCUAGCACGGUGGAGAGGAUUGAAGACAGCCACAGCCCAGGGGUAGCUGUGAUUCAGUUCGCCGUUGGUGAGCACCGAGCACAGGUCAGUGUUGAAGUUUUGGUGGAGUAUCCUUUCUUUGUGUUUGGACAGGGCUGGUCAUCCUGCUGUCCAGAGAGAACCAGCCAGCUCUUUGAUUUGCCAUGUUCCAAACUCUCCGUUGGGGACGUCUGCAUCUCGCUUACCCUCAAGAACCUGAAGAACGGCUCUGUUAAAAAGGGCCAGGCCGUGGAUCCUGCCAGCGUCCUGCUGAAGCACGCAAAGACUGACAGCCUGACAGGCAGUAGACACAGGUAUGCUGAGCAGGAAAAUGGAAUUAAUCAGGGAAGUGCCCAGGUGCUCUCUGAGAAUGGCGAACUGAAGUUUCCAGAAAAAACAGGAUUGCCUGCAGCACCCUUCCUCACCAAAAUAGACCCCAGCAAGCCCACGGCCACGAGGAAGAGGAGGUGGUCAGCGCCGGAGACCCGCAAACUGGAGAAGUCAGAAGACGAACCACCUUUGACUCUUCCCAAGCCUUCCCUAAUUCCUCAGGAGGUUAAGAUCAGCAUCGAAGGCCGGUCUAACGUGGGCAAGUAGAGGCCAUGCAGGCAAAGGAGGCAUGGCUUCCCUUACCAUUUGUAUCCAGAUUACUGUACUGUAGGCUAAAUAACACAGUAUUUACAUGUUACCCUCUUCCUUUAGGUUUCUGUUCUAACCUUGUCAUUAGAGUUACAUCAGGUGUGGCGCAGGAGAUUGGUACAGAUGCUUGAUCCGCGAUAUUUUUGGGGGAGCAGGCAGGUGGGAGGGUGGUGGGCACAGCAGUGGCAAACAGGCUCCAGGGAGGCAUGAAUGUGGUUUUACCAGCGCCUGCCUUCUCCAGCAGGACAGAGGCAUCCAAUAGGCAUUGACUCCCACUAGUUUUAAGAGCAAGUUCAGUGGGAAGACAACUGCAGGGACUUGAGGUGUGUCCCUAUGGGGAUGCACAGGUGCCAUGGUGGUGAGUGAGGGUCUCUUCUUCUCUGCCUCCCUCUGCCUCACUCUCUUGCUCUCAGCAUAGGAUAGGGGUCCAGACCAGUGUCCUCCUGGGUUCCCACAAACAAAAAUCAAUGCCAGGGAUCCAACUUCAGGGCACAAAGGAGGUGUCAGAUAGCAGAUGGGAAACUACCCAUUUCAAAGAACAUUUUUCUCUCCAACAUAUUUUACAAUAAAAGCAACUUUUAAUCAUAUAAGUAUAUAUUUCCCCCUAUGGGGACUGACUGCACUGAUUUUUUUUUUUAAGAGCAACUGCCACACAUGGGAUUUCAUUUCUGCUUUACUAGUCCAGUGAUGUCAUCAGAGUGUCAUGGUGGGCAGGGAAGCCCCUGCUCAGGUUGCUUCAAGUUGGAGUGGGUGGGACUGGGACUGGGGAACAGAGAGAAACACCCAUUCUGGUUUCUGUGCAGUGUUAGAAAAACCAGUCAGGUUAUUGUAUUGACUUUGUUCCCAAGAGGUAGAUGCAAACUGCCCUUCAUUGAGAGCUGAGGAAACUCUCUGAGUUAAGUUUGCAAAAUCUUUUUGUCUUUUAACUCUAGUACUGUUUCUAGUUCAUGACUCUGGACAACUCGGGUGCCACUUUCUUCAGAUUCCAGUGUGACAUGAGGAAUUCGAUUUUGAAGAUGGUAUAUAUUACUAUCUCUAAGCACUUAAAAUGUUGUUCACACUUUUUACCAAGCAUCUUGGUCUGUCAUUCAAUGAGUACUGUAUCUCACUUUAAAACUCUUUGGGAAGAAAAAAGUUGCUUUCUUUCUUUCUUUUUUUUUU